Messenger RNA from Staurois parvus, 402 nucleotides. The record is from the annotation of a GenBank genome assembly. NCBI's taxonomy places the organism in Eukaryota, Metazoa, Chordata, Amphibia, Anura, Ranidae.
AUGAUGAACUUUCGACAGAGGAUGGGAUGGAUUGGAGUCGCCCUCUACCUCCUCGCCAGCGCUGCCGCCUUUUACUACUACGUCUUUGAGAUCAACGACACGUACAACAGACUGGCCCUGGAGCACGUCCAGGUGAAGCCGCAGGAUCCGGAGAGCAGCGAGGCCUCGUGGACUCACUCCCUGAAGGCGCGGCUCCUCUCUCUGCCCUUCUGGCUCUGGGCCGCCCUUUUCCUACUGCCCUACUUCCAGGUGUUCCUCUUCCUGUAUUCCUGCACCAGGGCCGACCCCCGCACCGUGGGCUACUGCAUCAUCCCCAUAUGCCUGGCCGUGCUGUGCAAUCGUCACCAGUCCUUCACCAAAGCCUCCAAUCGGAUUAGCAGACUGCAGCUGAUUGACACUUAG